Messenger RNA from Saccostrea echinata, 2524 nucleotides. RefSeq lists its product as uncharacterized. Gene Ontology annotation, molecular function: transcription corepressor activity. Gene Ontology annotation, cellular component: cytoplasm; nucleus. The transcript has 4 exons. Gene Ontology annotation, biological process: negative regulation of gene expression. The coding region runs from base 5 to 2353 and encodes 782 amino acids. The record is from RefSeq and is a predicted model, not a curated record. Lineage: Eukaryota; Metazoa; Mollusca; Bivalvia; Ostreida; Ostreidae.
AGAAAUGUUCCUCAAGAAUUUUUCGAUUGAAGAUUUUGUUUUAACAAAAUUUCCUAUUCAGGCAGUAACUAAUGUUAAGGCGAGACUUAGUUCAAAAGUAAUCGGUAUUUUACAACGAACUGGUAUUACAACACACGAAUUUCAAGAAAAAACAGGAGCCUAUCUGUGCACGGAAUCAUGGACUGUUGAAGGGAACUUGUUGAUGGUUAAAAAUGUGGAACGAUGUCUAAAGGAGAUAGUAAAAAAGGAACAUGAAAAACCCACUCAGUCUGGAAAGGAAGAAAGUCAGAAUGAAGAUAUUUCCAGGACUGUUGAAGAGGUGUCUAAAAAGUAUUCUGCAAAAUGUACUGAAUAUCAGGAAAAGGCACUAAGAGAAUUGUUUCUAGAUUUGCCUUUUCAAAAAGUGAAUUUUCGUGAUGAACGUGAGGGAAAAGUUAUAUAUGGAACAGAAAAUAAUGUUAAACCCUUCGAAAAAGCUCUUCUUGAACUCAAAAUGCAAGAAAUACCACAAGUAACUAGUAAGGAAUUCAAGCGAUUUGAGAGUGAAAAGAAAAAAGAUGGUGUUUCAGUUUCCUUUGUGAAAGAAACGAGUACCAUGGUAGUUUUUUCAAGGAUUCCUAAAAUCCUGCAAAGCUGCUUGUCGGAUUUUAAAAAAAUACAACAAAGCUCAAUAGAGAUUCCUGUUAACGAGUUCGAAGUUAUUGUCUAUUUUGAGAAAUCGUUGCAUAAAAAAUUUACUGAGGAAAAUGGAAAAGUAAUUAUUUCUGGUUCUGGAUCUCUGAUAGAGAAAUACAAAUCUGCAUUGGAUAAUGUAAGGCAGUAUACUAAAGAGUGUGUUACAAUCAGUGAUUUCGCUAAAUACAGUGCCGAAGUUUUCGUUUCAAAGUUUUCAAGUGAAAAUGAGGAUGUUUUUAUUAAAAUUGCUGGAAACACUAUAUAUAUCACAGGACCACAUGAAGAAACUGUCAAAAAUGCCAAACAUGAAGCAGACAGGCUCAGCAAACAAAAUUUAAGAAACCAAGUUGCGAAAAGGGGCAGUAGUUCAACUGAUUUCAGCAGAGGUUCAAGAGGUGAUUUGCCACAAUACUAUUCCUAUCCAAUUUCCCCUCAAAAAUCUGAUAUUGUCUUUGAGGGAAAAGGUGUAAAAGUAUAUGCCUGCAGAGCAGACAUUACUCAUAUAAAUACAGAUGUAAUUGUGAAUCCCUCAAACAACACACUUCAGUCUCACGGGGGGUUGUCUUCUUACAUCUUUAGAGAAGCUGGACAAUCAGUAAGAGGCCAAUGUUCCGAUUUUAUUAAAAUUCAGAAGGAAGGAAUAAUUCCUAUUGGAGAGGCUUUUGUCACUGGAGCAGGAAAGUUACAACGUUGUCAAAAAAUCAUUCAUGUGAAUGUACCAAAAUGGGAAUUUUAUGCUAAAUCAGAGAAUCCAUGCAAAGAUUGCAUGUCUGAUAUUAUAUUCACGGUUCAAGCAUGUUUAUCCGAGCUCGACGAUGUUAAUUCAAUUGCAAUCCCUGCAAUCAGUGCAGGCGCCCUAAGUGCAGUGCCACUUCCGAUCUGCUGUAUGGCUUAUACUAGAGCUGUGAAUACUUUCAUUGGUACUGAAUCAAAGAAAAGUAAAUUGAAGGAUAUAUACUUCGUUGAUACCGACCAAACCAAACUUCAAGGCAUUAAAAAUUCCUUUUUACGUAAACAACACUGGGUUUACCAUAAGGAAGGAAAUGAAAAUGACUUUUAUCUGGAUUCAGGAAUGGUUGUGAAAAUACUUUCUGGAGAAAUCAUUUUCUUGGAAGCUGAUGGACUGGUAAUUGAGCAAGACAGAGAUAUGAAAAGUAAACGAAAUGUUGCCUCCAGACUGAUGCAAUGCAAAUCUGAUAAAUAUGAAAAUGAAAUGAGCGAUUGGAGAGGAAGAUACUGGAAUAUCGGCAAUGUCAGGCGUACAUGUGCUCCAGAAACACUCCCAAAUAUCAAAAACAUUCUGCAUGUUUUCUCUCCAAACUGGUCAUUCGUGAAAAACAGUGAUUUAGAAAUAAAUAUUUUGGAAGAAUUGGAAGUAUGUAUCAUAAACAUAUUCAAAAUGGCCAACAAUCUGAAGCUGAAGACAUUACUAAUUCCAUUAUUUGGGGGAGGAAUCACUGACAAAAGCAAGAAGAAGAAAAUAUUUCAAUGCACAGCAAAAGCAAUAGUGAAAUGUGGAACUGAAAAUUCAAACAACAUUCAAGUAAUUUCCUUAGUUGAUAACGAUGAUGUUAUCGUUGCCCACAUGAUUGCAAAUUUUCAUGAAGUUUUAUCCCAGGAUGCAGAGCAAAGAAAUAAACUGCAGCUGAUCGAUGUCGCAAGACCAAACACGUGGUAGGAAUGAAAGAUAUCAUGUACAUAUAUGUUUAAUGUUCAUAUUAAAAUGUACAAAAUGUAACUUUGAAAUAUGAAAACCUCCAUCGAUAUAAUCUUCUUUUAAAUAUGUCAUCUUUACACAAUUUGAUUUGCAUUCAGUAUCAGUAGAGAGCAUUCAUACACGUUAGCACUA